Molecule: messenger RNA, 7135 nt
Organism: Dinoponera quadriceps
Lineage: Eukaryota; Metazoa; Arthropoda; Insecta; Hymenoptera; Formicidae
Gene: wde
Product: activating transcription factor 7-interacting protein 1
Exons: 17
Coding region: 368-3862 (1164 amino acids)
Biological process (GO): regulation of DNA-templated transcription
Cellular component (GO): nucleus; transcription regulator complex
Molecular function (GO): protein binding; transcription coregulator activity
Source: RefSeq, a predicted model, not a curated record
CUGUAGAUUGUCUCGUUAGUCGAUUAAUUAAUCGAUCGUUUAAUCACACUCGCUGAAUUUUGCGGCAAAACAAGUCAGGAGUAAAAGAAAUUUACACAAUGCAACGACGAGACCCGUAACACAUGACGGCGACCGCACUACUACCGUAAGCAGAAAAACACGGCGGUAGCAGGCAACGGUUUCGAAGCUUUUUCAUCGAAACAUGACACCGUUGUAUCGUUGUAGACGAUACAUUCAUCGUAUGAGUAGUAGCUUAACCACGAAGUGCCGGUGUCAAAUGGCAGCACUAUGUCAACAUAUUUCAUUGGGAAACAUUUGAUUGACGAGUUAAAGGAAGUGCCGUGAGAUUUUAUUGUACAAUUUCAUCAUGAUGGAAGCUGUACAGAAUGAAUCGGUGCAUGAUACGAAUUCUAAUUCCGCAGUCUCGUGCAUCGACGAGACUAACACCGAUGAAUUGUUGAAGGAGAAAGAUGAAUUAUUGUUCGGCGCGGAAGAAGAUGGUGAAGAUGAGGAUGCGCUGUCCGAUGACAGUUUGCGAUUAAGGCUAUCCGACGACGAGGACCCUGAACAGGAAGAUAUUACGAAAAACCAAACGAAUGUUUCGGAAUUUAAGGCGCCAAAUAAAAUUCCCGAACCAUCUAAAGAUAUAAUUACAGAAGAAACUUCAAGCUCUGCUCCACAACAGGUUGUGGAAGAAGAAAUGAAGUCUGGCAGCAAGAAACUAACACCGAAGCAGUCUAAUUCAGCAAUAAAUCUUCAGGAAAAUUCAGCAUUACCCUCAGAAUGUACAUCAGAAAACAAAUUAAUGCAUAAUGAACAUAAUUUGGAAGACAGCACAACUGUAACUAAGUCUAGUGAAAAAUACACGUUGAAUAUAUGUGACAAAGUAAAAAGUGACGAAAUUUUCCAAGUUGCUAACAAUACGGAAAGCAAAAUGCAUUUAAAUCACGUUAAUAAUGAUAAAAGUAUCGUUGAAAUUCAAAUAUUAAAUGACAAUUUUCAAAAAGAAGACAACAACAGUGUGAUAAAAUAUACUUUUAAUUCUGCUAAAGAUAAAAAUGUAAAAAUUAUCGAAGAGGGCAAUGUAUGUGAAAAGCAAGAACUCGAGGAAAAUAUAUCAGAUAAUGAUCGUUUACCUGUCGACAAUCUUGCAGAGACAACUAGUUGUCAAAAUGUAGAGCUAACAAACGACAGUGAGGAUAAACUAAAAGCAACAAUCAACAAAUAUGACGAAAAAGAUUCUGUAGAUACUUGCGGGUUAAAUAACUUGAAUACUGCGGAUGAUUAUGAUGAGCUUAUAUGUUCUGCCAAAAUUAAGAGUAGGAUUUGUAAUGUCGAAAUGUCAACAACUACAGUUAUUCCCGACCAACCCAAUGAUACUUUAACAAUAUUAAUUGACAAUGAGGAAACUAUUACUCAAAAAGGACCGCUGACUGAGAUUAAAGAUGAUCACGAUUCUACAGAUACAAUCAAAACCGAUAGCUCUGAAGACACUUCUUCAUCUUUUAAAUAUUCUAGCAAAAGUAAAGUUAAGACGGAAAACUUAGAACAUGAAAGUGUAACUCGAAGUGCAAACACACCAAAGACGCAAUCAAUAGACACGCUCAUACAACAAGAAAUAACUAUUGCGUUAACAGAAACUCAGAAUGAUGCAAUAGACAAGGCAGAAAUGACGAAUGAAGAUCGUGACGUUAAUAAACCCAUAAGCGAAAUAACAGAUAAUAAUACUACGUCGACAAAAUCCACCUCAUUAACACCAGUUAAUGUGGAAGAUAAUGAGAAUAAAAGUAAUAAUACCGGCACAAUCGUUCAGAGAAGGAAACGAUUGAAAAGAACUGAGAUCUUAGAUAUUAGUGCGGUACAAGAUCGUAUUAAUGAAGAAAAUAAACAAGAAAUAGGGAGCAAUGGACGGCAAAAACGGAGAACUGCGAGGAACGCGGAAGAAAUCAUUAGAAGGAAGUACCUUAAUAGCGACAGUGAUUUUAGCGAUAGCGAUAGCGAAGGACGUAGUGUAACAUUAAGCUCGAAAUCAAGUCAGAAUGUAUCUUCUACAUCGUCAGCGUCAUUGAAGCGUAAUUUUUCGGAGAACGAUGACGGUGUUGUCUUUAAUGGUAUUGUUAAGAAAGUGAGAAUAAGCCCCAACUCUGAAAAAACUAAUGGCUCGAACGACAUCACGAAUCUCUCUUUCGUAGAGAAAUUCAGCCAAAGGAAUGGUAAAGAUAAAUUUCCGAAGCUUACGAACGAGCAAUUGGAAGAGUUGCUCAUCCAAAAGAUCGCGGAGACGAUAACGAUGCGCAGCGAAAUCGGGAUACUUCGUGAACAAGCUCGCAUAUCGGAGAGAAAUCAGGAAGCGAUGCGAACAAAGCUGCAGCAGUUGACGAAACAGGUUAAGGAUUUCGAGAUGGUGUUGAAUCGCAACGCGUUAGACCGCCGUGUAAACCCCGAGAAGACGGCCACGCCUAUUAAAAUCAACAGAUCUGUGGGCCUGCAGGUCAACUUUGUUACGGAACACGGAAUGCAGAAUUUGCGGCAGGUACAGCAAAGCCAGCAAAAGCCCCUCACGAACGCUCCGAAUCCUACCAGCGCUCCAGCUUCUGAACUGGCAACAACUAACAAUACGAAUGUAAAUACAAGUCCAAGGCGUGGAAUCAAAAUAAGAUCGCCUCGACGAUCCGAAACGUCCACUGUUGUACCUUCCGCUCCCACGGUCUCGCAGUGCUCGAUGCAAACUACGCCUCUUGUUUCCACCGUGACACCGGCGGCGUUGGUUGUCGCUAAACCCGUGGACACGCAGCAGACGAUAACGCUGCCUAAUCAGUCUAACAUUCAGCUCUUAUCAGGAAAUAUGUCGCAGCAGCAGCAGAUUCAGCCGCAGACUUACGUUGUAAAUGGUAAAAUCCAGAAUCAAUCCGUGAAUCGUCCGAAUACGACGUUGGUAACUGCGACUACGAAAUCAAGAAGCAGCGACCUUAUCGAUCUUACGGACGAAGAGGAAAAGAAUAAAUCUGCGAAAGUUACUGCCACAUCAACACCUACUUUAAUCGAGCAACUGUCAACGGUCACUACAACGAAACCAAUAUGCUUCCCUAGGGUAAUACAAGCGUUACCGACAAACGUGGCGAUUACAACACAACCGGCUAGUAUAAGAGUGGUACAGCCCAAUCAACCACCACCGACCGCUACUAUCGUGAAUAACGGAGGGCCUCCUAGACUGGCAUAUGUAAUGCAAAGUAGUACAACGAGACAAUUGUUAAUAGCUCAAAAUACUAGUCAGAUACGACCAAUAACUACAUGUAGAGUAACAACGUCGUUUCCAACUGUGGCAUAUAAGACAGGAACCUCAACAAUUGCGAAUGGCACUGUGCGUGUAAUAACUACACCGGCUGUAUCAAAUGUACCAAAUGUCCCGGCAAACAAGGUGAACAUCAGAAGCAAUCCUUCCCGCAAUCUCAGAAUUGGCGCAUCCAAAACUUUGGUUCAACAUCCUGCACCAUUGCCGGAUACUCCAACUUACGCAUUUACUCCUGGCUGGAAACUUCCACCGCCUGCUCCGUCGUUAAAAAUGUCUAAAGUCCCCAACGGCAUAGUAUUAUCCUGGAACGUGCCCCUGACUGAUAAGCAUGCUGAUAUUGUCAGUUACCAAUUAUAUGCGUAUCAAGAAGUCACAGGCGUGUCACCAAACACGUCAUUGUGGAAGAAAGUGGGCGAUGUUAGAGCACUGCCGUUGCCAAUGGCGUGCACCUUAACUCAGUUUUCUGAGGGCAAUAAUUAUUAUUUCGCGGUCAGAGCGGUGGAUACACAUUCCAGAAAGGGACAAUACAGUAUACCUGACAGUCAAAGAUGGCACUUACUUCCUUGCUGAAAAACAAAGUCAAACGUCAGUAUGUUGAUAAAUUUAAUUUACGUAAAUGACAAUCGUCCCAUAAGAAAUCACGUUUAUAAUUUUUUGGUGAUGUGCUAAUAAUUGAUCGUAAGGAAUUUUGUAUGUUUUCUGAAGAUAAUGUCGGCGCGUGCGUCAUCAUACUGUCAAACAUAUUUAUCCUUCUAAAUUAAAAUAUAUAUUCGAACUUAACAACCGUGUUUUUGGCUCUUAAUGGCCUGUUCUAAUUUCUAAAGAUAUAAUAAUUUCACAUCGUCCGAUGAAAAUUCUCCUUAUAUAUAUAUAAUUCUAUAUUAUUUGGCAUUUCCGCACUUUCGUUCGUUAACUAUUUCAACCGUGUGUCGCCCAUAUUCGCCAUUUUCUAACGCUUAAUUGCGAUAUUUUAACAUGUUUACAAUUUCUUGUAUUGUUGCUGGCACGUUGCUAAGCAUGUUUUGCUUUUAUUUUGCUCCACACAUUUAUUCUCAAUCAUAUAGGUACGUGUAUAUCGUUAAUAUUAAUAUUCUAUCAUUAUAUCGUCCAACGGACCGCCACGUCGGUUAAGACGCGAUGAUACUGCAUAGGUGCUUUCCAAGGAAACACGGAGAAACACUGUGUCGCACAAUUGAACACAGUGCAUGGGUGUUUGAUGGAAACAUCUUGAUUUUCGAAACAGCCGCUAGUUGGCGAUAAUGCACGCACGAAUACACCCCACACAGCACACUCCAUCUGCGGGACGUCCUACGGACAUCGUUUUCGGAUAUCGUAAUAAUCAAGAUAUUCUAAGAUAUCCGUGGGAUUUUCAGCCUCUACUAGCCAAUUACGGAACUUGAAACGUCAUUGGUCGUUCCAGGAGCGUUUCAAAUCUACUUAAAAAAAAAAGAGCUAAUAAUUUUAUUGUUAAUUAUAACUUUUAUUUAUAUUGCUCAACUAAAAUUAUUUGCUGUUUGGCAAAAUAUGAAUAUUGUUAAGUUUUAACUACUAUUUUGUUAUCUCAUUCUAAACUUAUAUUUUAUUAUAAUGAACAUGUAUGGGAAAAUUUUCAAAACAACAGAAAUUGUCCCAAGAGAGAAAACGAUUCUUCAGUAUAUAUUUAACGCUACAAAUAUGAAAAUUAUAUGAAAAUUACUGAAAAGUUACUAGCUAUGAUACCGACACAAAUGUUCAACUCUGCUCUACAGCUGCGUUGAUUUGUGUUUUAUUGUGUCGUAAGAAGGCAUUUGUGUCAACACUGUGUUACAUUGUGUCUCUUCUUUGGAAGGUAUCCUAUAUCAUCGGCGGACCGCAAAGUGUUAGUUUCAAAUCAACGAAUGAACGCGAUUCUUUGCAUUCAUUGUUCAGAAGAAUAAUAAGUGAAAUAAGUCUAAAGAAGAAACAUCUAGAAUAAAAUAUAAGUAAAUAAUAUAAGUAAAAUACAAAUUGAACAGUUGCCAAUCGCGCGAAUUUCACUCCCAUAAAUGCUUCCAACUACAUAAUUAGCCAGGAGACGUUUUGCGCGUAGAUGGCCGGCAAAUCACGCGCCAAGAUUGCUCAGCUACGCAAGCAAAACUUUAUCCUAGUUUUGCGUCGUCAUACAGCCACCGAAUGAUUAGUAAAAUUUGCGCACGAUACUCUUAAUAUGAAAACGUAACAAUGCUCGGGUAGGAUCGAAGCACGCGGUGAGAUUGCGCGAGUACAACAAAUGACUUGCGAGCACAACUUAAAAGCUGCGUCAAUAUACCGUUAAAUCACGAUAAAAUGUUAACAGUAUGCUAAUCAAUUUGCACGAGAUUUACUGGUGUAUAACAUAACACGUAGCCUGUCAAUUUGCAUACAAUAUACACAUGACUGGACAUAUUUCACGAACGAAAACGUAGACAAGUCUUGUGCAAAGCUCGCAGGCGUAACUGACACAAGGUUUGCGUGAAAGAAUUGUUAUGUGCAUUGAGAAAAAAACAUCUAAAAACAAACGAAUUUCUUCGAUGGGUCUUUACACGAUAUUUACUUAAAUUCUCUUUAUUUAAACUGAGUAAAUAAAUAAUACUCGAUUUAAAUACAGUGAAUUUAGGUUUAAGUAAAUAUCGUGUAAGAACCCAUCAAUAGAAAUAUAAAUUUGUUUUUAGAUAAUUUUCCUCUCGGUGCGGGUAGUUGCAUACACGUAUCGUUGUGUGUGACCUUUUUAACUCGAUUCUGUGUAUAUUCUUCUAAAAUAGACAAUUUACGUUACAAUAUAACUAUAUACGGUUAUGAUUUCUCAGCUAUACAUUAACGAACAUCGAUGGGAUUGUCUUCAUUCAAGCUAUGUCUUUGUUUUGCACUUCUUCAUGAUUUACUACAUUUAACAAGUAGCCGUAGCGCGUAGAACAGAGAAUUCUAGUCGAAAGGUUUUGACGAGUUUCUCAACAUCUUCAAAUAAUGGAAAAUAUUACACAAAGACUUACGGAAGGGAGCGUUGACAAUGUACAGGAAAACAGAAAACAUUCUGCGCAUGGAUAUCCACACUCGUUGUUCUCUCGUAUCGAAAGAUUAAACGCCAACUACGUAUAAUUAUUAUUUUAAUUCGCGCUUAAACUCGUGAUGAUACUCGAUGCUGGUCUUUUUUCCAGCAAAUGAUUGCACGAGUCUCUACUAAAGUCUCUUGUUCUGAAUAAUUUGCUCAAUUUUUAUACAAUUUUGAAUUCGGGGUGUACUAUGUAUUUAUAAUACUAUAUAUUUGUAGGAUAACAAGUGUGAAAACAAGAUGUGUAUUGUACGACGAGCUCGUGAAUGUAAAUAUUAACGUAAUGUGUAAAUCGUUGUGUUAUCUAGGUCAAAAAGCAUAAUUAGGAUACUAUUAAAUUACGAUAAGCUUUACUUUUACUUGUAAUAAUUAUUACAAUGAUUCUUACUUUUAUUUGUAGUGAGACCUGUUGCGGCGUCGAAUUACCUAGAGAGAGAGAGAGAGAGAGAGAGAGAGAGAGAGAGAGAGAGAGAGAGAGAAUGAUAGCGAAAAUAUAUGUUGAUUUUUUAAAAGAUAUGUAGUGCGAAAUUUUAUAUAUAUAUAUAUGUAUGAAUUUUAUUUGUAACUGCGUAUAAACGGGGAAAAGAAAUUUUCCUGUUCCAGCAAAAUCCGUUUCCUCCGUGUACCGUUAUUCUUCGCAACUUGUUUCCGCUAUUUUUCAGUGCCGUUUAAAGAUGCCUCGCCGGAAGUUCUUGUAUUGGCCAGCGAGAGAUUUCUCGAGGAUGCCACGAAUACACUGCGAGCGAUCCACUAAUAUAUUAACAUCGAUCUUGUUUUGUACUUGUAUGAGAAAUAAA